GUUUUCUAUUAAGAUGGUAAACGAUUAAUUUAAAUGCCAUUUGAAAUCUUACCCUCAAGAUAACUAUUUAGAGUAUGUGAAAAACAUAAUUGACAGUGAAUAGACAAUAUUAAAUAUUUUUAAUGAUUAUUAAGGAUAAUAAGAAGAAUUUUAAGAAUACAUCAAAACAAAAAUUUUGAAUAAUCCACAACAAUUAGAAGAAAAUCUUUAGUAAACUUAUUAACAAUGGAAUUAAUAAUUUAAAAUUUCAUUAACUAGGAAAGAAAUAUUCACAUUAAUAAUAUUAAUGUAUUACGGCUUAUUAGAACGAGAUUUCUCUAUGGGAGGAUUUUAUAUAAUUAAUAUGAAAUCAAUUAGAUAAUCUUAAAAUUAUCUUAGUCAAUAGAAAUUAAAGUGUAUCAAGAACUAUAUUAAGUUAUUUUAUAUAUAUAAAGACACUAUUUAAAAUUAAUCAGUAGUUUUUUCCAAGAACUCUGUUAAUAAAGAUGAGUUUUUAGGAAAGUAUGAAAACUCUAAUUAUCAAAAUAUUGAUUUUGAAUUCACUAAAUUGAAAAAUGAAGAUCAUAAAAAUUCUACUGUUGUAGAUUUCGCUGAUUAAAAUAUUGGAGGACUUGUUCUUGAUACUAGAAAUUGUGCAUAGGAAGAAGUAAAAUUAAUUUUAUAAAUUUAGAUUGUUAUGCUUAUAUUUCCAGAAGCAAUUGUUUCUAUGAUUUUUAUUCCAUAGAUGACAGAAAUUGAAGCAGUCUUAAUUGAAAACUUGAAAAAAUAUAGCAAUUAUACUGGAUAUGAAUAAACAUUUUAAAGUUUUCCUCCUCAAGAUCUCAACGAAAGUUAUAAUUUACUAGUAUUUAUUUUUUAUUAGAAUUAAGGCUAUAGAUGCUAAACCUUUUUAUAGUGAAAACUAAUUUACAGAAGAAAAUAUCUAUCGAGAACUCAUUAAAUCUUAUGCAGGGUUUGAACUUUCAAUUAAAAAUUAACCAAAUUGCUAUAUUUCUACAGGAAGAUGGGGUUGUGGAAUUUUCAGAGGUGAUCCUAUUUUAAAGACUUUAAUUUAAUUUCUAAGUUUUGCAAUAGCAAUUAAUUAAGUUAAACCAAUAAAUUAAAAAAUUAUUAUCAAUUGCGUCACUGAUUAAUAAUUAUUCUCUUUUGGAAAAUAAUUAGAAGAAUAAUUAAAAUAAAAAGGAAUUUAACUAAAUUUAAUAAAUCUUAAGAAAGCAAUAUCUUAUUUAUAAAAUUAUUAACUUUAAGCCCUAAAUUAGAACGAAUAUAUAAAAAUUAACACAAUUUAUGAGAUUUUGACAGAAGAUAUUCCAUAAAUUGAAGAAAAAGUGCAAGAUAAUAAAGAUCAGAUUUAAUUCUAAGAUGCUCAAGAAAAUUAAAGAAUAAUAGACUAAUCAUAAGAAGUACCAUAAAAUUAGAUUGAACCUCGAUCUGAACCUUAAGAUCCUCAGAACAAUAAAACAAAUUUUAAAAAAGGAACUUAGCUAAUUGUUGCUAUUGUUGCUAUUUCUAUUAUUGGUUAUAAGGUAAAAAAAUUUCUUUAAAAAUGA
Messenger RNA from Paramecium sonneborni, 1550 nucleotides. Lineage: Eukaryota; Ciliophora; Oligohymenophorea; Peniculida; Parameciidae. The record is from the annotation of a GenBank genome assembly.